Molecule: messenger RNA, 1532 nt
Organism: Gossypium arboreum
Lineage: Eukaryota; Viridiplantae; Streptophyta; Magnoliopsida; Malvales; Malvaceae
Product: transcription factor TCP18-like
Exons: 3
Coding region: 309-1289 (326 amino acids)
Biological process (GO): regulation of secondary shoot formation
Cellular component (GO): nucleus
Molecular function (GO): sequence-specific DNA binding; DNA-binding transcription factor activity
Source: RefSeq, a predicted model, not a curated record
AGUUCCUCACAACUAAUUCCUUUUUUUUUCUUUUUCUUACAGUCACAGAGACAGCCCCCAUAGACAUAGAGAGUACAUGCACAUCAUCAGCUUUGCUGUCCUUGUUUUUCCAAAGGGAUAUGGAAACUGAUCUGAAACUUGGAACUAGUAGAGCUGUUUCUCAAAAACGAUGUCUUUUAGAUUCAAAUUAAAAGGGUUGUUUUUCUAUAUGUGUCAUUCUCAAGUUUCCUAGUCCCACUCAUCUAUAAUAGCUCUUUUGAGGCUAGGGUUUUCAAAUUUAUUUUUUUAACAAAGGGGGGUAUUUUCAAAUGUUUCCUUCAAACAGCAAUGGUAAUAACAAUGACCCAAUCACUUAUUUUGACAACUCGAUUCUCCCUCUUUCCUUUUUUCAUUUCCCUUCUUCUCCGUAUUACAAUCAAUGCGAGCUAUUACAACUUGUUGAUGACUAUGAUGUUUUAUGGAACCAACAACAACAACAACACUUUGAUGAUGAUGAUGAUGAUCAGUUCCUUCAUCAAACAACCUUGUUGACUGAUAAUUCAGUGUCGGAAACUAUCGUCAACUUGCCUGAUUGUCGUCAUAAUAAUACCACAACCGAUAUUCACCAACAGCCGAUGCCACGAAAGAGACCAGCUGCUUCAAAAACAGAUCGGCACAGUAAGAUUAACACGGCGAAUGGACCGAGAGACAGGAGAAUGAGGUUGUCCCUUGAUGUCGCUCGAGAGUUCUUUGGUUUACAAGACAUGUUGGGGUACGAUAAAGCCAGUAGAACCGUGGAAUGGUUGCUUAUUCAAGCAAAACCGGAAAUCAACAAGCUAAUGAAUAACAACAACAACAGCUUUGGCUUUGCUAAGAGUCCAUCUUCGACAUCCGAGACCGAAGUGGUGUCCGGGAUCGAUAAAGCAGCUGCCAUUGAUGGAAACAUCCCUAAAGGGACACCUUCAAAGAAAGAGAAAAAAGAAAGACGACAACGUAAAACCAGUUUCCGUCCUCUCGCAAGGGAUAUGAGGGUAAAGGCGAGAGAAAGAGCAAAGGCAAGAACCAAAGAAAAGAACAUGUCUUUAAGGUUAAACAAUGAAACAAAAGACAAUGAUCCAAAUAGGUUCGGUUCUUCUUGGAGCUCAACUUGGACCAAACAACCUGGGAUUCAACAUCACCACAACAACAACAACACUGUCCUUCAGGCCAACAACAUAAAUAUCAAUGGAGAUCGCAUGAUUUGGAGCCUGAAUUGUCUGCAAAACACUGGAUUAAUUAACCAAGAGCUUACAGGCUCAGUCCUUUGGUAAACCACGGGAGGCUUAAUCAACAAUAAUAAAAACGAAACCUAUGAACAAACAUGUUUCUUUGUGUGGAUAAACAUUAGAAACAUGCUAUGUAUUUGCUUUGUUCAUGUACUAUAAACAUAUUUCUUUGUGGACUUUACUGUUCAAUGAUUGUUGUUUAAUGUUUUAAGCUUUUUUCUUGUUUCUGUUUUACAAGUAAUUAAAUAAUCUUUAGAACAGUUUGUUAUUUGACAAUUUUGGGUAAAA